AUGGGGUCGCUGGUGUGGACGAGAGCGCUCACACUCGUGACGAUCGUUGCGGCUGCGACGUUGUCAACGACGACGAUCGACGCACGGGACAACCGCUUGACGUUCGGUACGCUCGAGCGCUGUGACGACGUGCAGUGCCAAUGGACCGAUCGAAGUGGCGUCGCAGUGGCUUCGGACGUGAUGGUGACGCAGUUCCUGCAAGCCGAAGGGAUACCCCACGAAGGCUCGAGCGCGUCUCGACGUCGCAUGGAAGCGCACGUCGAGUACCUGGAAACCCUUCACAAGCUCGCGGCGCAGCGCAAGUGGGCGUUCCCGUACGCGAUGGGCGUCACCCGUCGGCAUUUGCACCACGACGGCGACCGGACAUUGUCUCCUGCUGCCUUUGUGCAGCAGGAACACCAGGCAGCCCAACGUCAACGGCAGCGUCAACGGCAACGGCGACUUACAGAACGUGGCCUUCGCUUUGCGACUUCGACGCCCGCGUACCGCGAGACGCUCAACUGGUGUUCCCCGGACAACGUGCGCAACGAGAGCAUCUGCACAGACGUCAAGAGUCAGAACCAGUGCGGCAGUUGCUGGGCGUUUGCCGCUGCCGAUAGCAUCGAGACGGCCGUUGCAGUGAACGCCGGCACACUGCCGCAGUCGCUCUCGCCGCAGCAGUUCUUAACGUGCAGCGCGCGGGAAAUGACCGCUACGUUCGACUACUGUUGGGCUGCAGGCGGCGUCGAGGGCUCGAGUUGGCUCGAGCGUCAAAUGGUCUGGGGCUCCCGGAACGACGCGUGCAAUGGGGGCAUGACCCACGCCGCGUUUGCCGAUGCCGCGCAGUUGCAGUGGUCGCUGAAGAGCGAGCUGAGCGUCCCGUACCAGGAGCGAGAGCUGUUGCAAACGGCUUCAGGCAGUGGAGCAGAUGUGUGCACGAGCUCGACAGUGGACGACGCUGCCGCGAGCAUAUCGGGUUGGGCACAGGUCGUCGGGCCGUCGUGCGAAGAGAGCCGUGACCCAAUUGAGCUGCUCAAGUUGGCGCUCCAGCACCAACCCGUGUCCGUUGCGAUCAACUCGGGCGGGUCCUUUGACGCCUACAAAGGCGGCAUCUACACGUGUCCGAACGACGGCACGUUCGCGUCGAGCGCUGCGAUCAACCACGCGCUCGUGCUCGUGGGCUACGGGUCCGACGGCACGACCGACUACUGGAUCCUCAAGAACUCGUACGGCGCGAGUUGGGGCGAGAAGGGGUUCCUGCGCCUGCAAAUGGACGCAAAGAUCAACUGCGGACUCAGUGUGUUUGCGGUCGUUCCCACUGGCGCAACCGUCGGGUCCGUCGACACGACCGUUGACGGCGGCGGGAAGGUCUAUUUCGUCGGCAUGACGCCCGAGUGCUGGAUCAUCGUCGCCAGCGUCGUGGGCGUUGCCACGGGGAUCCUCACGUUGGUUGGCGCCAUCUACGCCAACCGUCAGCGGGACGCCCUCAAAGAGACGCCGCUGUGGUAA
Molecule: messenger RNA, 1488 nt
Organism: Hyaloperonospora brassicae
Lineage: Eukaryota; Oomycota; Peronosporomycetes; Peronosporales; Peronosporaceae
Source: the annotation of a GenBank genome assembly